Lates calcarifer (barramundi perch) is the source of this 2866-nucleotide messenger RNA. RefSeq names its product probable carboxypeptidase X1. The record is from RefSeq and is a predicted model, not a curated record. Gene Ontology annotation, biological process: proteolysis. Lineage: Eukaryota; Metazoa; Chordata; Actinopteri; Centropomidae. Gene Ontology annotation, molecular function: metallocarboxypeptidase activity; zinc ion binding.
AGUGCAGGUCAGGGAGGUUGAAUGAGUGUUUAGUGUUGGUGGUGUUUCUGCAGAGAAGACUUACUAUGGCAGGAGCUCUGCACUUCAUUCUGCUUUUGUUUCUGCAUUAUGGAUCAUUUGUCCUCAUUUCAGCCAGACCUGCUGAUGACACAGCUGCAGUCAGGUCCACCGUGGACCCUGAUGCAGCUCUUACUCCAACUGUGAGCCUCUCUUUUGCAGGAAAAACUACAAACACCACUGAUGUUCCCACCACAGGAUUCACAACCAGCAAGUCAACAACUAAACCUCCAACAACCACCACUGAAACAGGUAAAACAGCAGAGAGAGCAGCUCCCAGAAAAGAAGCUGAAGAAGAAGAGGAAGGUCCUCUGGAGUUAGAAUGUCCUCCGCUGGGUCUGGAGUCACUGAGAGUCAAAGACGGUCAGCUCAGAGCGUCCUCCUUCAAGCGCAGAGGCCUGGGUCCCCACCGCGGCCGCCUCAACAUCCAGUCUGGGAUAGAGGAUGGAGACAUCUAUGAUGGAGCCUGGUGCGCUCAGUACAGAGACAAGAAUCAGUGGCUGGAGGUCGACGCUCGGCGCCUGACCCGCUUCACCGGCGUCAUCCUGCAGGGCCGCAGCUCCAUCUGGAGCUGGGACCUGGUCCACACCUACAAGGUGCAGUUCAGUAACGACUCGCUGGUCUGGACGCCGUGUAUGAACGGGACCCAGGAGGCCAUAUUUGAAGGGAACCAGUACACGGAGACACCCGUCCUCGCCCUGUUCAACACAUCCACUGUGGCACGUUACAUCCGGAUCAACCCUCAGACCUGGUACCAGAACGGUACAGAGGGGGACAUCUGCCUGAGAGCCGAGGUGCUGGGCUGCGCGCUCCCAGAUCCAAAUAAUAUCUACGCAUGGCAGACCGAGCCGACAGAGUCCAGAGACAAACUGGACUUCAGACACCACAACUACAAGGAGAUGAGAAAGCUGAUGAAGUCGGUGAACGAGGAGUGUCCUGACAUCACCCGCAUCUACAGCAUCGGAAAGAGCUACAUGGGUCUGAAGCUCUACGUCAUGGAGAUCUCGGACAACCCAGGAAAACAUGAGCUGGGAGAACCAGAGUUCCGAUACGUCGCAGGGAUGCAUGGGAACGAGGUGCUGGGCCGGGAGCUUCUGCUCAAUCUAAUGCAAUACAUGUGCCAAGAAUACAAGCGUGGCGACCAGCGCAUCGUCCGCCUGAUCAAAGAGACUCGCAUCCACCUCCUGCCCUCCAUGAACCCUGAUGGCUACGAGAUGGCCUAUAAAAAGGGCUCUGAGCUGGCAGGUUGGGCUCUGGGACGUUACAGCUACGAAGGAAUAGACAUGAACCAUAAUUUCGCUGACCUCAACUCAGUGAUGUGGAAUGCCAUCGAGCUGGAGACGGACCGGUCCAAACUUAUCAACCACUACUUCCCCAUCCCCGAGCAGUACACCUCUGAGGACGCCUUUGUGGCGUCAGAGACCCGAGCUGUCAUCAACUGGAUGCAGAACAUCCCAUUUGUCCUUAGCGCCAACCUCCAUGGCGGAGAGCUGGUGGUCACCUACCCAUUCGACAUGACGCGGGACUGGGCACCUCGUGAGCACACGCCCACUGCUGAUGAAAGCUUCUUCCGUUGGUUGGCCACAGCGUACGCCAGCACCAAUCAGGUGAUGUCCAACCCAGACCGGCGGCCCUGCCACAACAAAGACUUCCUCAGACAUAACAACAUCAUCAAUGGAGCCGAUUGGCACAACGUACCAGGAAGUAUGAAUGACUUCAGCUACCUCCACACUAACUGUUUCGAGGUGACGGUGGAGUUGUCUUGUGAUAAAUUUCCUCAUGCCAGCGAGCUUCCCAUUGAGUGGGAGAACAACAGAGAGUCUCUGCUGGUCUACAUGGAGCAGGUUCACCGAGGAAUUAAAGGUGUAGUUCGGGACAAAGACACAGAGGCUGGUAUAGCAGAUGCCAUAAUAAAAGUUGACGACAUUGAUCAUCAUAUUAGAUCAGUUGCUGAUGGCGACUACUGGCGGCUGCUGAAUCCUGGUGAGUACAGAGUAACAGCCAGCGCAGAGGGAUACUUCCCUUCCUCCCGCACCUGCCAAGUCAUGUACGACCAUUACCCCACAAUCUGCGACUUCCGCCUCACCAAGAUGCCCAAACAGAGGCUGAAAGACAUUUUGGCGAAGGGGGGGAAACUCCCCAAGGACCUGCAGCUCAGGCUGCGUCAGCUACGUCUACGCAAGCUCCGUGUCACCACCAAGGCUAUCAACCAGAGACGUGCUGCUGCUGCCAAACGGGCAAAGAGGGUGUGAUGAUGAAGAAUGGAGGAUAAUAUGAGAACAAAGCAGGGACUUGUUCAGUUCACUGGUGGGUUCAGAGACAACUGCUCUUCACUGCAGUCAUGCAGUCUGUUAUUUAUCCACUACACCUGUACAAAUACACACCUGAUAUAUGAACAAUCUCCUGCUGUGGAGCAGCAGAACAGUUAAGGACACAUUUAUGGUUGCUGUUAAAAGUCACAUCAGUCUCCAGCUCUGCUGUGUUUGGUUUGGACUUGAGACAUUCAUGUGCUUUGAUGGCAUGACAAGUAAAUAUCAGAGGCUAUUUUAGGACAAGGAUUUUCCUUACAUGAGAAGUCAGUCUGUUUUCCUAGAUAAACUGUAGGUAAACAUGAGGAGAGACUGUACACAGAAAUGUAGGCGUUCAAUCCUCACGAAUACAAAAAACAAAACUUUUGACCCCAACUUAACUUCAGACUCUCUCUCCCUGGAGGAGGAUGCACAGUUCCAGAUAAGUAAGAGCACCUCCUUUUCUUCAACAGGGGGCUGAAUUGAUAGAAUUUCAAAAUAAAAGCACAUAUCAAAUUAAG